Messenger RNA from Penicillium brasilianum, 2401 nucleotides. The record is from the annotation of a GenBank genome assembly. NCBI's taxonomy places the organism in Eukaryota, Fungi, Ascomycota, Eurotiomycetes, Eurotiales, Aspergillaceae.
ACAGCCGUCUAGCGUCUAAUCGGUAUAAACGAUGUAUUCGACGAAGUGGGACAUUUAGUCGGGUGACGUCAGCCAGCGAGAUCGGCCAACUUCACCCCGCGGCCCAAUUGGGGGAAUUUUAAGAUGCGGGCAACCAGAGUGUCUACCAACACCUCACACCAGCAUGAGUACGCAGGAGUCCCGCCCCUCACGGUCGGCACUCAUUCUCUAUGGUACAGAAACUGGCAAUGCACAGGAAGUGGCCGAGGAAUUGGGCGCUUUGACAGAGCGGCUUCGGUUCGCGACGCACGUUUCCGAGUUGAACCAGGCCAAGCCUGAAGCGCUUCUCUCAUAUACGCUGACUAUCUUUGUGGUCUCGACAACCGGACAAGGUGAUUUGCCAGCCAAUGCACGGACGUUCUGGAAAUCACUUUUACUAAAGAAACUUCCGCCGACGUUCUUGAAUGGUGUCAAUUUUGCGACCUUUGGUUUGGGAGAUAGCUCAUACCCUAAGUUCAAUUGGGCAGCUCGGAAGCUCUACAAGCGAUUGCUCCAAUUAGGAGCAAAUGACAUAUAUCCCACCGGCGAGGCAGAUCAACAGCAUCCUGAAGGGCUCGAAGGUACCUUUAUACCAUGGAUGACCGACUUCCGAAAGCACCUGAUGGACAGGCACCCACUUCCUCCUGGCCAACAUCCUAUUCCUGAUGACGUCCAGCUACCACCGAAAUGGAUCCUGCAAUCGAAGGGCGAUGCCGACCCUGUUCCAGCUCCCGAACUACAAGCCCCUGAAACCGAUGCCGCCCAAACGGACGAAUAUCCCGGCUUGACACAUCUGGACUAUGACCUUCGUCCUCUUCCCGACACGUUGACCGCAACUCUGACCGAAAACCGACGAGUAACCCCCCAGAAGCAUUGGCAGGAUGUCCGCCGGAUCUCCUUCACUGUACCGGAAUCCGUUCCAUAUGUCCCCGGAGAUAUGAUCGCCAUUACCCCCAAAACCUCGCCGAAGGAUGUCCAAGCAUUCAUAGAUGUUAUGGGGUGGAAUGAACAAGCAGAUAAACCAAUUGCUCUCGUUCCAACGGGGGAUACCGUUGCACCAUCACCCAUCCCUGGCCUGGAAGACUACCACAACCUGACCUUGCGAUCCCUCCUUAUCGACUAUCUUGACGUGAAGGCGAUUCCUCGUCGAUCUUUCUUUUCCAAUAUCGCUCAUUAUACGCAAGAUAGCAUGCACAAAGAGCGACUGCUGGAGUUCACAAAUCCCGAAUAUCUCGAUGAACUGUGGGACUAUACGUCUCGGCCACGACGCAGCAUUCUUGAAGUACUGCACGAGUUCGACUCAGUCAAGAUUCCUUGGCAGCAUGCAGCUUCAGUACUUCCUGUUAUUCGUGCGCGACAAUUCAGCAUUGCCAGCGGCGGAGAGCGCAAGCGGACGUCCGAUGGAAAGACACAGUUCGAGCUUCUCAUCGCCAUCGUCAAGUACCAAACCGUUAUCAAAAGGAUUCGUGAAGGAGUUUGCACGAAAUACCUCUCUACACUUCGACCCGGGAGUACACUUCGGGUGCAGCUACAGCCAGGUGGACUUAAUUCGUCGGUUCAGCAAUUGACUGCAUCGAACGUUCUCAUUGGACCAGGCACUGGAAUCGCACCUCUCCGCUCCAUGUUAUGGGAAAAAGCAGCGCUGGUCCAAGCAUUUCGCGAACAAAAUCCCGGUGUCGAGCCACCUAUCGGCCCCACCGUUCUACUUUAUGGUGGUCGAAAUCGCACUGCGGACUUCUUUUUCGAGGAAGAGUGGGAACACCUCAGUAAACUCAUACCUUUACAGGUGCUUACUGCAUUCUCCCGCGACCAGCAACAAAAGAUCUAUGUGCAGGAUACGAUUCGACAAAACUUCACAUUGUUCUUCCGUCUUCUACAUGACAUGAAGGGCUCGGUUUACAUCUGUGGUUCAUCCGGGCGUAUGCCACAGGCUGUGCGGGAGGGGCUUAUUGAGGCAUUCGCGCAGGGAGGAGCGCCGAUAACUGGCCAGCCAUAUACCCGAGCACAGGCAGAGGAGUAUUUGAUUGGCAUGGAGAAGAAUGGGCGGUAUAAGCAAGAGACGUGGUAGAGUUGGAAUACGUAGAGCUUUCAAUUAGGACUCUGUUCGCGUCUAUAGAAGUCCACUUCAUGAAAGUAUGCUCCAAGUAGGUUAGCACAUGGGAGCAUUUGCAUGUGCUCUCGUGCUCUCGUGCUCUCGGCAGUCAACAGUUUGUGUUUCAAUCCCAGGGUCCAAACAACGGGGUAUACUCCUGAUAUGUCAUCGUAAAUCCACAAAUUCAAACAUAUAGGUUGAUUACCUACAGUCACAAAUAUCUGCUCGACCCUCCAUAAUCCCCCACUAUGCCCAGAGACCGUAGGCUGUAUGUGCUUAACCUCGGCUGGG